AUGGCUCACUUCUAUACCUUCCAUACAUCCUUCGCAUGUUUGCUCUCCACCGCUCUCGGUCCAGCCGACAUCUUAACGGUCUUCCAGAUGGAUGGCCUCAAUUGGCUCUGUGACAGCCUUGUAGAUAUGCCGAUUAGAUGGGCCUGGUAUGCCUCGCCUAUCAGUAACUACCAUUUCUUACUCAUGUUCAACUUUACACGGGUGUACCCAAGGGCUAUUGCACAUUUCUACGCCCGAGAAACAUGGACAUAUGCGCAGACAGUGCCCGGCUCUUUCGUUAGCGAUUUUAGAGGCCUCAGUAUGUUAACGUCGUCAUCUUGCCUUGUCCGGUUCACAUGCGAAGCUGUCAUCAAGGUCCAGAACUGGACUUGCAAGUACGGCUAUAGCUCUCUAUCACCGGUAUGGACAGGCGAAGACAUGCUCAGCAUGUCUUCGCGUCACAGGCACGAUAUCAUAGUGAGCAUUUACAACCCUGCUGGAACACUUUUGCUGUUCGAUCAAUGCGCAAUAAUAAUUAGCAUGCACGCCCGUCUCGACGGUAUCGACACAUCAUCUUUCACUGCAGCGCGAACAAGCACGUGCCAGCCCUUGGCUUCGGGUGAUGUCUCAAUGUUCGGAGCAUUUGUCUUUCUUAUCUCACAGCUGGCUCUUGGUGUUUGGCUGUUGAUGCAGUUGCCAAAUGGAUACGGGCAUGUUGGGUUUUUAGAUUACUUGCGACUUGGACUUUCGUCCCUGGGCCUGGUAGUGUUGUAUCCUGCCAUGAAUAUUUGUCUAGUUUUAAUACAUAACCGCGAGCCUAUUGAUGGCAUGGAUGAUGAGUAG
Messenger RNA from Suillus plorans, 822 nucleotides. RefSeq lists its product as uncharacterized. The transcript is spliced from 10 exons. The record is from RefSeq and is a predicted model, not a curated record. Lineage: Eukaryota; Fungi; Basidiomycota; Agaricomycetes; Boletales; Suillaceae. Bases 1 to 822 code for a protein of 273 amino acids.